Messenger RNA from Galleria mellonella (greater wax moth), 3171 nucleotides. RefSeq names its product anaphase-promoting complex subunit 5 (gene ida). Gene Ontology annotation, cellular component: anaphase-promoting complex. Gene Ontology annotation, biological process: protein K11-linked ubiquitination; anaphase-promoting complex-dependent catabolic process; positive regulation of mitotic metaphase/anaphase transition. NCBI's taxonomy places the organism in Eukaryota, Metazoa, Arthropoda, Insecta, Lepidoptera, Pyralidae. Bases 919 to 3132 code for a protein of 737 amino acids. The transcript is spliced from 13 exons. The record is from RefSeq and is a predicted model, not a curated record.
CAUCAAAAAAAUUUAAGCAACACAUACACAUUUCAAUUUUACAAUGUGUUUUCGCAUUAAAAAGCAUUCGCUUUUUUAAUAUUAAACAACAAUUGUUUUAAUUUUAUUUGUUUUUUAAUAAUCUUAAUUAACAAUAAUUACGAGUAAGUACUGUAUGUACUGUUAAUACUUUUUGGUUUGUCUAAAAUAAAAAUGCGGUGUGACAUCUAUUGCGAGUGUUGCCUAUCAAUUGUUGACUGUCGUUUAUUACGAAAAUAGAAAAUUAGUAGACGAUUUAAAUAUUAUUUUAUUUAAACAUCAAGUGAUAUUGUGUCAUUUGUUUGGACCUUAUAAACUGUAUAAGUGAAAUCUAUUGACAAUUCUGCUAAUUCUUACUACCAACCCUUGAAGAGUUCCCUUAAUAUUCAAGGAACAAGGUUCAAGGUACGAAUAUCUUUGAGUGGUUACGGGCCCAGAUUGCUGAAGAUGGAUCUUGCUAAGAUACAGAUUACCAAACUUGAAAACCAUAAUUGGAUACAAUAAACGUAUCGGAUGACCGCUUUGCUAAGAAGUAUCGAUGGAUUUCUCGAUAUUGUUGAAGGUAAAAUACAACGACCUUCUCAGCUGGCAGAAGCUGCUACGCAAGUGGCUGGAGUUGCUGCAUCAGCUGAUGGAGAUGGCACACGUCCAGAUAUCGCCUAUGUUGUAAGUGUUGUAUGACGGAAUUUAGAAAUACUAAUUGAGACAGACUGUGUUAGGGUGAAACGUAUUAUGCGUUAUCUCAAAUAUGCUUCUGGAGCUGGAAUUUUAAACAAGAAAUAUUAUAAAAACAAAAUUUUGGAAGGCUAUAGUGAUUCAGAUCAUGGAGGUUGUAUUACAACAUAAAGACCAACAUCAGGAGUACUGUGCCUCUAUGCGUGCCAACCAUAAGCAAAGGAAAUGAUUGAUUGUACUAUGGCACCUAAAUAUAGAAAAGAUUUUUGUUUAUUAGCUCUUAAACUUAUACAGUGUCCUGAUAUGGAAUUCAAAGAGUUAGAAGCUCUUCUAACAGAUGGCCGGUACAAUUUACUGAGUGUCCAUUUGCAGAACUUCUGUGUACGCUUACAAAAUAUAUAUGCCAAUGGUAUCAGUGCUCUUAUGGAUUGUGUCACUUCAACCAUAGAUAAACUUAUGAUAGAACAAAGUGAAACUAAUCCAUGUAUUAUUACAAGAUACAGUGUACUAGGAUUUUAUUUAAGGAGGAUAAUGCUUCAUUUAGACAAAUUGACUUUUGUUCAAGUUGUCUCUUUGUACAAGUCAUUUUGUUUAUAUUAUCAGAAAGGGAGGCCAGGUUUGAUGAUGAGAUCAUUAAGUAAGGAGAAACUGAAUAAUAUGGAACCACAUACCACAGCUACGUCACCUAUACUACCAGAUGAAUCAAAGCCUCAUGAGUCAUCUAUAAGAAUGAACUUAGUAGAUAGGGAUAAUAGUUUUGAAGAAGCUCAGUGGUCUAGGAAGCAAGCUGAAUUGUUCACAGCACAGCAAGCUAAUUUGCUGCAAAUUAAUGAGAGAAAAGCAUUACCACCAAAACAAUUGCAGAGAACAAUAAUACAAAUCAUAAAUGAUAUACCGGAAUAUCCUGAUAUUCAUUUCCUUAGUUUUCUAAAUUGCAUUCGCAUGAAAGAGUUUUGCGGUGCGCAAGAUUCCCUGUACAAUUGUUUUGAUCGUACCGUUUUUAGUGUAACUGCAAAUAACAAUAAUAAUAACAACAACACGUCAUGUAAUGACCGAAACAAAAACUUUCGCUACGCAGCUCUAAAUAGGGCAGCUAUGCACACUCAGUUCGGGCACAAGGCGGUGGCGAUGGAGGCGGUGCGCGAGGCGCUGGCGGCGGCGCAGGGCGCGGCGGACGGCGCGGCGCUGGCGCACGCGGCGGCGUGGGGCGCGCUGGCGGGCGGCCGCGCGCGCCGCGCCGCGCUGCUGGCCCGCGUGCCGCGCGCGCCGCGGGUCGCCGCCGCCGCCGCGCAGCUCAUGGCGCAGCAUGCCGCCGUCAACGGCGCCAAGCCCUCGGAGGUUUUCCAGAUCAUAACGAAAGGAGACACUAUAAACUACUUACAUUCGAUGACGGAUCUCACAAUGGCAGGUUUAGCGAAUACUGCAGCUCUGUGGUCAUUAUAUGGAAAGACUGAGAUGGCGUCCAUUAAUUGUCAGUUACUUCUUAAUUUGAACACGAAGUGUGCGGUGGGCAACAGUAGCGUUUGGCACUGGACGGAGGCGUCAGCGACGGCGGGCGCGGGCAUGGUGUGCGUGGCGGCGUGGCGGGCGGACGGCGCGCUCGCCGCCGCGCUGGCCUCGCACCUGCGGCACGCGCAGCCCGCGCUGCACGCGCCCACCGCGCCGCACCCGCGCCUUGUCGCCGUCGCCACACAGCACCAAGCCUCUUUCGCGCUAUUAGCGGGUAAAUGGGAAGAAGCCGACCAAUGUAUAAAACAACUAGCAUCAUACGACAGAUGGGAGAGUCAGUUACUAAAAUCUGAAAUGUAUUUUCUAAAAGGAGAUGCCACAGAGGCGUUGCAGUCUCUUCAUGAUAUUUUGGAUUUCUGUAAGACAGAAGACGAUAGUUUGCAUUACGUGUCGUUGAAAUUAAGAGCUAUGAUAUUAAUGUCUCAAGUACAACAUACCUUUAGCAGCAUCCAGUCGACAAAUAUAAUGAUACUCAAUGAGGUUCUAUCACUAGCAAAAAAAUACCACCUAAUUUAUUUAGCCGCUACUGCCGAAAUGCAUAUAGCUAAUGAACAACUACAUAUGGGUUAUGCUAAGAAUGCCUUGGCUCUUGUGAGAAAAGUAUUACCCACAAUUAUGGCUCAUGGAAGUGCAUACGACAUGGCAAGAGCAUUACUAUUGUAUACGAAGUGUCGGAUCGCAUCGGCGCCGGUGGCUGGCGAGAGCCGCGUGCAAGUUCUUCAGUCUUGUUGUGAUGCUUUAGAGUCAGUAAAAAAGAAUUUUUCGAAAGUUGGUGCACAUGCGAGAUUACUACAAACAUGGUACUUACAGGCACAGUUAUAUAAUGACAUUGGAAACCAUGCAGCUAGGAACCAAUGUGCGUGGAUGUACAGACAAUUGGAAACUGAAAACCCAAUAGAACUUUCCAAUAUGUUACUUGUAAUGUAUUAAUAAAGGUUUUUCUAUUCCAAAUUUUUUAUUUAAUAUGUU